AUGGCAACCCAUACCCAGGUAGUCCUGCCUCUGCCCAUCCUUCCACAGGGAUGGACAGCAGAGAAGGACUUUAAAGCUAUUGGAAGCCUUUCAGCCGCAACACAGCGCAGCAUCGAACCCGUCGGACCUCACUUCCUUGCCCAUGCUCGCCGAGCCCGCCACAAGCGCACCUUCUCUGAAGAUGAUCGCAUUCAAGCCCAAGAAAAUGUCAAGAAGGUUGAGGACGAUGAUUCAGGCGAGAUCAGCGAGCCGGAAGACCCGUCGAUGCUCCUUCGUGAUGCAAAGGACUGGAAGAGUCAAGAUCACUACGCAGUUCUUGGUCUAUCAAAGUACCGCUACAAGGCUACCGAAGAACAGAUCAAGCGCGCUCACAGAAAGAAGGUCCUGAAACAUCACCCUGACAAGAAGGCUGCCGCGGGAAGCACCGAAGAUGAUAGCUUCUUCAAGUGUAUCCAGAAGGCUACCGAAGUCCUACUUGAUCCAGUCAAGCGCCGCCAGUUUGACUCCGUUGACGAACGUGCUGAUGUCGAACCUCCCUCCAAGAAACAAGCCAAGGAUGGCAAGUACUACAAGCUUUGGGGCAGCGUAUUCAAGGCGGAGGGUCGUUUUUCUCGCAUCCAGCCAGUUCCCAAGCUUGGAGACGAGAACAGUACUCAAGAGGAGGUCGAAAGUUUCUAUAACUUCUUCUACAACUUUGAUUCGUGGCGCUCAUUCGAGUAUCAGGAUGAAGAUGUCCCUGAUGACAAUGAGAAUCGUGAUCAGAAGCGUCAUAUGGAACGAAAGAACAACAAUGCCCGCAAGAAGAAGAAGAAUGAGGAUGUUGCUCGCCUUCGUCAAUUGGUCGAUCAAGUCAUGGCAGGAGACGAGCGAAUCAAGAAGUUCCGCCAAGCCGCCAAUGCCAACAAGAACAAGAAGAAGAAUGAAAAGGAAGCCGCUGAGAAGAAGGCCGCCGAAGAAGCCAAAGCCGCAAAGGAGGCUGAGGCUAAAGCUGCAAAAGAAGCAGAGGAGAAGGCCAAAAUCGACCGCGAGCAAGGAAAGAAGGCUAAAGAGGCUGCCAAGGCCGCUGUCAAGAAGAACAGACGUGUCAUGAAGGGCAGUGUCAAAGAUGCUAACUACUUUGUCUCUGGCGAUGCUCCUGCCUCGGCUAUCGAUGCCGUCCUGAACGAUGUCGAACUGCUGCAGGGCAAGCUUGAUCCUGAUGAGACUGCUGCUCUGGCUGGCAAGCUUAAUGGUCUCAAGAUCGCUGAUGAGAUCAAGGGAGUCUGGUCUGGUGAGGUCAAGCGUCUGGUCGAAGCUGGCAAGAUAAAGGAUGGCGAGGUCAAGUCAUUGGUUUGA
Molecule: messenger RNA, 1335 nt
Organism: Cadophora gregata
Lineage: Eukaryota; Fungi; Ascomycota; Leotiomycetes; Helotiales; Ploettnerulaceae
Exons: 2
Coding region: 1-1335 (444 amino acids)
Biological process (GO): 'de novo' cotranslational protein folding; regulation of translational fidelity
Cellular component (GO): cytosol
Molecular function (GO): ribosome binding; Hsp70 protein binding
Source: RefSeq, a predicted model, not a curated record